CAAACGCGCCGCCGACUCUCCGCCAAAUUGCUCGCCGGGAAGUUCAGACACUAUAGCGUAAGCGAUACACGCGCGGCGGCAUCCAGCGAUCUUCGCUAGUUCUCUCUCACUCUCUGUGCGGCUGCUGCUUCGACGGCGCGUCUCACCCAUACGAGCAACCAGCGACCUCAGACUUCGCAGUGAAGAAGUUACAGCGGCGUGUACAACAAGUGCUUCUAGACGAUAUAUGCGCACGGACCGCGUGCUGCCUCAGCGAUAGCGUGAGAACGUCGGCAAUAUCUAGGCGACGGCAGCAGCGGCGGCGCGGUGGAUUUACCGUCGUCGACUAUACUGAUGUAGACGACCGACUCCUGCGCAGCGCGUGAAAAUCUCUUACGUGUGUAUCUUCACUAAACACGCAUCUGUGAGCGACAUCGACGGGCGGAGAGAAGUAACUCCUGUGAGAUUUACCGAACGAACGAAUUUUAUACGUAUAUAUAUAUUUAUUCGUUUAUUUAUAAAAAUAAAUUAAUAAAUAUAUAAACAUAAAAAAUAUAUAUAAUGGGUGUGGUUGCACACAUAACUACAUAAAUAUAGAAAUAGCUAAAUACGAAGGAUAGCUAUCUAUAGCUGGAUAAGACACAAAGGAAUAGAAAGCAACAUUGUUGUUUACCGUCAACAACUAUAGUCCAUAGAAUGCGUGAAAAAUCAAAAUGAAACCUCGUGGGCUUUAUUGGAUAUAUACUUGUCUUCUGAUGGUCGCCAUCAUAAGACAGACGACAUCGUUCAGAUGGUUAGCCUUGGCGACGACAGGCGUGGAGACGAGCAUUGAGCAGCCUGGACAGUGCGAGCAGCUGACCGGACUGGUCAAGCGCCAGAAGUCAAUAUGCCGCAAAAACAUCGAAGUAAUGGACAGCGUCCGAUACGGCGCAGAAGAAGCCAUCUCAGAGUGUCAGUUCCAGUUUAUGAACAGACGCUGGAACUGCAGCACCGUUGACCCGCAAAAGGUCUUCGGAAAGGCUAUACGGCGAGGUAGCGCCGAGUCGGCGUUCGUGCACGCCAUCUCGGCGGCGGCGGUCGCGCACUCGGUGACUCGCGCCUGCAGCAGUGGCGAUCUCAACAAGUGCGGCUGCGACCGCAGCGAGAGCACGUCGGCCGAGGGCUUCCAGUGGUCGGGCUGCUCGGACAACGUCGCCUACGGGACGACGUUCUCAGCUGAGUUCGUCGACGCACGACGCGCGAAGGGCGCCAGGUCCCCGCGCAGUCUCAUGAACCUUCACAAUACAACGCAGGGCCGUGCGGCACGUCUGGCAAACAUGGAGGUGGAGUGUAAAUGCCACGGCGUGAGCGGAUCCUGUGAGCUGAAGACAUGCUGGCGAGCCAUGCCCACGUUCAGGGAGGUGGGCUUCCUACUCAAAGAGAAGUUCGACGGAGCCACAGAGGUGCAGGAGAGGGAGAGAGGCAGUCGUCGCGUACUCGCCCCUCUCAACCCUCACUUCAAGCCACACACCGACCACGACCUCGUAUACCUCGAAUCGUCGCCUGACUUCUGCGAGCCAAACCCGAGUAUAGGUUCGCUUGGAACGCAGGGGCGGCGUUGCAACAAGACCUCUAAAGCCAUCGACGGCUGCGAGUUGAUGUGCUGCGGCCGCGGUCACGCCAUCAAGCGGCGAACAGUGGUCGAACGCUGUCACUGCAAGUUCUACUGGUGCUGCUUCGUCAAGUGCAAGGAAUGCACGAAGGAGGUGGACGACUACUUCUGCGAGUAAACUCCGGCAGGCCUUAACUUACACUACUGGGUUUACUACACUAGCUGUUUACACUACCGACUUUGUUUUGGCGAAUUGGCGAAUUGGACCAACUUCCCAACUAUACAACUGACAAUCGGCAAACGCAAACGUUGCGCGACCAACCGAUCGAUAGCAACUAGUUGGGAGAUUAGAACAUGUUCUAUUUUCGCUAACUCGAAGUUGGCGAAUUGGGAUGUUGGUCCAACCCGCCAAUUCGCCAACAUAAAGUCGGUAGCUUUACGCGCGAUCGACUGUGCUGGCAUAGUAGGCGAUGCUCUGACGUGCACGCGGAAGACGCAUGCAAAUUAACAAAGGCGAGUGUCAUCGCGAGUCAGGCCAGAAUACGAAGCUGAUUUGUUGUCUUGUUCUUGUUGUGUACGAUUUUCAAAAUAUUCAACACUUAAACGUUUAACGCACUUUAUAUGCUUAUUAGAAAUCACGAACUGGCGAAUCGACGAGGUUUUUUUUCCACGAAUACGACAUGUAGCAUUUAAUGUAAGCCAUAUAACAAUUGAAGACUUAAAGGACAGUCAUAUUGCACUUAUUUAAAUUGAUGAGUACUAUCUAAAUUUAUUCCCCAGAUGAAAUGAAAUAUUAACGCCAUAUUUAAAAAGGCAGGAAAAUGCACACGUGUGCUUGUAAUAACGUCGGACAAUUAUGCCUGCUAUAUAUAGCGCUUCUAUUACAAUAAGAUUUAUGUGGAAUUGCAAACAGUUAAAGAGACAAGUUCAAAGUAGAUAUGCCACGAAAGUUAUAUGUACAUACAGAAAAUAUGUAGAAUCAUACAACCAGGAAUACCAGCCAAUCAUACAAAAACAAAUAUAUAAUAUUCGUUGUUUUUAUUCACUCUCGAUACAACUAUAAUCUCUUACAUUGAUAAUUCUAUAGAUUUAUUUAAUUCUUGUAACAUGGGCGUGUCUAUAGUGCUAAGUUAGUGACACCCACUAAACAAGAUAUUUAUUAUUGCAGCUUUACCAUGUCCCACAUCUUUAACUUGUGUAGUAAUUCUAUACAUCUGAUAUUGUUAUGUCUUGUGUAUAAUAUUAAGCCUAACAUUAUAUACUCACAGUAUAACGGGAAGCGUUGCAACAUUUAUAUAGUUUGUAAGUAACCACUUCAACGUUAAUCAAUUUCAUGACAAAUAUAUAUCGUAAGAAUCUAAUUAAACGAAACAAUAGCUGAUAAAUCACAUAAUUAUUAUUGCCAAUUUCCACAUGACAUUUUUUCGUAGUUAUAAUCAAUUAUAUUAUUAAUAAUUAUAUAAAUUGUAAACUUGUGUAUGCUACUAUAGUUGUAUUAUGUGAUCCGACGUUCACACGGCACCUAGAGCGAUACAGACAUGGUUAUUUAUUAUAUAUAUAAUACAGAAAUGCAAAUUGGAGUUAAAUAUUUUAAUGUUGUUACACAAGGGCUAUACGAAAUCUCCGAUUUGAUUAGUGGUUCACCUGUGACUUGCCGUGGUACGUUCAGGCCCUUGUAAAUUGCAGGGACCGCCGGGGUUAUACCAUCUAAGAACCUUGCCAUUUCGCCACACGCUUGUACCGUCUCUCGCUUCUUCUACAACCGACUAAAACGUUUUCGGGAUUUUUCCCUGUUCUCCCGAUGCCGCUGAGCCAGCAGGCACCCUAUACCAGCGUAUAAAAACUACAGCGUUCAUCUGAUUGCGUUCCUCCUUAUUUCAUAGCUGUGUCUGGCAAUUUGGAGGCGUAUCACGCGAUAUUUACUACAGACUUGUCUGGGUGUUCCUCGUUAUGAUAUCAUUAGCUUUUAGUAAUCGAAGAGAAUAGUGCUGCCACCACAAGUAUCAUGGAGACAAUAUACUAUUAGUGGUACCAGUUGGAUAAUGACAUUUGAUUUUAUAAGGUCAACGGCGGCGUAUGAUUCGCCGGUAUAUUUAUACAUUGUAGUUCUCUUUAAUCGUCCAGAAAUGCUAUUAUUAUUAAGAAUGCCUUUUUUUGUAAAAAACAACAACAACCGUGAUUUUGACGCGUCGUGUAAUUUACGUAAUCCUAUAGGGGUCACGUGAGCAGGAGGAUUUCUCUGUGUCAUAUAAUCGCUUGAAUGAAUGCUAUAAUAUUCAGUCAGGUUCGUGCGUGUUUUGUUAUGUUUCACAAGUGGGACACGUUUAGAUUCGAUGCAGUAUCGUUAAUAUCCUAAUCGAUUAUUUCUACUAGAAUACAAAAUGGUUAUAAAAAAUAAUAUUUAAUGAUAUAUUAUGUGAAUCGAAACCUUGGCAGCUAUGCGGUCACGUUCGCAGAUUGUCUGAUGAGAAUGAAAAUCGGUUUGUACUAUCACUAGAAAACAUAAGCAUCCGAGAUUUAAAAAGAACAACUGGGUUGCGUGCGUGCAGCUCAAAGAAAUCUAAACUGGUCCGCUAAAUGCAAACAACUCAAUUAUUUGUUUCAUGCUACAUUGCAUGCUAUCGCACCGCUGAUGUCAUUCGGUGCAGACACAUUUUUCGCGAAUGUACGCUUUUACGAUGAUAAUCUGUAUUUUAUGUAAUAUAUAGCAGAUGGUUGUUAUUUCAAUAAAUAAAUUAUGUAUAUAAUGUAGUACGAAAAUUUGA
This is a messenger RNA of Priapulus caudatus, 4335 nucleotides long. Its product is annotated as protein Wnt-4-like. Lineage: Eukaryota; Metazoa; Priapulida; Priapulimorpha; Priapulimorphida; Priapulidae. Gene Ontology annotation, molecular function: cytokine activity; frizzled binding. The record is from RefSeq and is a predicted model, not a curated record. Gene Ontology annotation, cellular component: extracellular region. Gene Ontology annotation, biological process: multicellular organism development; cell fate commitment; canonical Wnt signaling pathway.